AUGUUUUCCUUUCAGGUUUUGAAUUUCACAAUAAAUCAGUAUCAUGAAAGUGAGAUGGAAAACCAAACAAUAGUGUAUAUGUUGGUUCUCAACGGACUGUCUGAUCGUCCAAGUCUUCCUCUGUUCCUGGUGUUUCUCCUGAUCUACCUAAUGACUGUAACUGGGAACCUUCUCAUCCUUCUCCUGAUCUUCACUGAUUCCCAUCUUCACACCCCCAUGUACUUCUUCCUUGGAACCCUGGCGUGUCUGGAUAUGAGUUACUCCUCAGUCACUGUCCCAAGAAUGCUCUUUGAUUUACUUACAGGUUUAAGGAUCAUUUCUGUACCAGCUUGUAUAACUCAGUUCUACUUUUUCCUCUUUUUUGCUGUAUCAGAGGCAUCUGUGCUGGCAGUGAUGUCCUAUGACAGAUACAUUGCUAUCUGCCGCCCUCUUCACAACAUACAAAUGAUGAGAUGGAAAGUUUGUGUUCAGCUUGUAUCCAGCAUGUUGGGUUUUUGUGCAGUACAUGCCUUGGUGCACACUCUUCUUUUAACCAAACUGACUUUUUGCAAGUCAAAUACUUUGCAAAGUUUCUUUUGUGACCUGCCCCAGUUGCUCCAGGUCUCCUGUAGUGACACACUUGUCAAUGUAGUUCUUAUUUUUAUUUUUGCAAUACUGUUCGGCGGUGUCAUUUUAGGGGUCACCUUUUAUCCCUAUAUCACUAUAAUCAGGACUGUACUAAAAAUCCCAUCAAAGCAGAUGAGAUCCAAAGCUUUCUCCACCUGUUUCUCUCACCUAACUGUGGUCUUUAUAUUUUACAGCACAAGUUUUUUUAACUACUUGCGGUCAAAAGUAAGCGAUCAACACACAGAGGACAAAGUGGCUUCGGUAUUUUAUUCUAUAUUUAUCCCCUUUUUGAAUCCUCUGAUCUACAGUCUGAGGAACCAGGAACUUAAAACAUCCCUAAGAAAAGCUUUACAGAGAAAGUAA
This is a messenger RNA of Xenopus tropicalis (tropical clawed frog), 969 nucleotides long. RefSeq names its product olfactory receptor family 5 subfamily AR member 49 (gene or5ar49). The transcript has a single exon. Gene Ontology annotation, cellular component: membrane; plasma membrane. NCBI's taxonomy places the organism in Eukaryota, Metazoa, Chordata, Amphibia, Anura, Pipidae. The coding region runs from base 1 to 969 and encodes 322 amino acids. Gene Ontology annotation, biological process: signal transduction; G protein-coupled receptor signaling pathway; detection of chemical stimulus involved in sensory perception of smell. The record is from RefSeq and is a predicted model, not a curated record. Gene Ontology annotation, molecular function: G protein-coupled receptor activity; olfactory receptor activity.